Molecule: messenger RNA, 4817 nt
Organism: Bipolaris sorokiniana ND90Pr
Lineage: Eukaryota; Fungi; Ascomycota; Dothideomycetes; Pleosporales; Pleosporaceae
Exons: 2
Coding region: 205-4386 (1393 amino acids)
Molecular function (GO): protein binding
Source: RefSeq, a predicted model, not a curated record
AUCAGCUUCAGCCUGCAAUAGGUACUUCGCCAUUUUACCCUGUAGCUGCUCGAGGCUUGAUAGCUGUUAGUUCUUUUUUCUUCACGCUCCUCCUAGAUUGCAUGCUAGAGCCAGCUGCCGCAAUCUCGUCCUGUCAGGCUGCCGCACUGAGCCUCUCUCACCUCCUUCUGACCGCACCCGUUUGUCACGCAUUCACAUGAAUUGAUGCGUCUUCUCAAAUACGACGAACAUGGCGAGCUCGGCAUCGUCAGCUUCGACGAUCGCGCGGUGCCGCCCUAUGCGAUACUUUCACACACGUGGGGAACUGAUGCGGAGGAGGUGACUUUCGCAGAUGUUAUAACAGGCGAUGGUAAGGCAAAGCAUGGCUACGAGAAGAUACGUUUCUGUGGACAACAGGCACAGCGGGAUAACUUAAGGUACUUCUGGGUCGACACGUGUUGCAUCGAUAAGACAGAUAAGGCUGAGCUCUCCCAUGCUAUCCGCUCUAUGUUUCGCUGGUACCAGAACACGUCAAAAUGCUAUGUGUAUCUACCAGAUGUAUCUACAGGGGGAUGGAAGUUUGGUGAUGUGUCUACUGAGUCUACUUGGGAACCUGCUUUUAGGUUAAGCCGAUGGUUUACGCGUGGUUGGACACUUCAGGAGCUUCUUGCUCCAAGCAUAGUCGAGUUCUUCUCUCAAGAGGGGAUGUUACUUGGUGACAGCAUGUCGCUAAAGACGUUGAUUAAUAAAAUCACUGGCAUUCCAUGCGAAGUAUUUGACGGAGCUGCUCUUUCCCAGUUCACCAUCGACGAGCGGCUGCGCUGGAAAGGCAACAGAGAGACUAAGCUCGAAGAAGAUGCAUGGUACUCUUUGUCGGGCAUCCUUGAUGUCGAGAUAGCCCCAGCGUACAGUGAAGGGGCGGCAAGCGCAUUCAAGCGUUUAAUGGACGAGGUCCAUAAAGUACAGAGAUGCAUCCAAGACAUACGCCUUACGGACCCCCGUGACGACAAGAAGCGCAUCGAGGACACCAAAGGCGGACUACUAGCAGACUCCUAUCGCUGGGUUCUUGGCAACGCCAUUUUCCAGCAAUGGCAACAGGACUUCCACGGCGGACUGCUGUGGGUAAAAGGUGAUCCUGGCAAGGGAAAGACGAUGCUACUCUGUGGCAUCAUCGACGAGCUGCAUAGCUCACUGUCUAAGCCAUCACUCCUAGCAUACUUUUUCUGUCAAGCAACCGACUCGCGUAUUAAUAGCGCUACAGCAGUACUACGGGGGCUGUUAUACAUGCUUGUAAAGCAGCAACCGUCACUCGUAUCGCAUAUCCGCAAGAAGCACGAUGACGCUGGAAAAGCCUUGUUUGAGGAUAUGAACGCUUGGGUAGCGUUGACAGAGGUCUUUACGGACGUACUACGAGACCCAGGAUUGCGCACCACCUACCUAGUCAUUGACGCAUUAGACGAGUGCGUUACUGACUUACCAAAGCUGCUUGACUUUAUUGCAAAGCAGUCGUCUACGUCUACGUCUAUGUCUUCUUCCUGCAACAAGUGGAUAGUGUCCAGUCGUAACUGGCCAGACAUAGAAGAACAACUGGGGAAGGCAGAGCGCAACGUACCGCUAAGUCUUGAGCUAAAUGCUGAUUCUGUAUCCGCAGCUGUUGGCAUCUUUAUCCAGCACAAAGUGUUUCAACUAGCACAACAGAAGAAAUACGACGAACAGACUCAAGACGUAGUGCUCAAGCGCUUGAUAUCAAAUGCAAACGACACCUUCUUAUGGGUAGCGCUCGUUUGUCAAGACCUUCAAACGACUGCGAGACGGAACGUACUUAAGAAGUUAGGUUCGUUCCCACCGGGGCUAGACGCACUGUAUAAACGGAUGAUGCAGCAGAUUAGCGUGUCAGACGAUGCCGCACUUUGUAAGCAGGUGCUGGCUUUAAUUGGACUUGUGUAUCGGCCAAUCACGCUGCAGGAACUAGUGGUACUUGCUGAACAGCUCGAAGGUAUAGACGAUGAACAAGAGCUGCGGGAGAUUAUCAGCCUCUGUGGAUCAUUCCUUACUUUGCGACAAGACGUAGUCUAUUUUGUGCAUCAGUCUGCCAAAGAUUUUCUCUUUGUAGAAGCGUUUGAUGAAAUCUUUCCUGAUGGGACUGAAGCCGCUCACAGGAUCAUUGUUUUAAGGUCGCUUGCCAUCCUGUCCAGGACGUUACAGAGAGACAUGUAUAACCUUGAAGCACUGGGGGCUCCUAUCGAGAAUGCCGAUCCGCCUGAUUACAAUCCACUAGCUGCAUCACACUACCCGUGCGUCUACUGGGUUGAUCAUCUGUACGAAUCGAAACCUAAGUUUCAUGGAAAAAGCGUCAGCGACAUGCAAGUUGUAAGCGUAGUUGAUAGGUUCAUAAGAGAGAAGUAUCUCUAUUGGCUAGAAGGGCUUAGUUUGUGCAGGAGUGUAGGAAAAGGUGUAUUUUCGAUGGCAAGGUUAUAUUCUCUGGUCCAGGAGAUGAAGGGUACAGAUGAGCUGACGGAGCUUAUCUACGACGCACGCCGAUUCAUUAUGUACCACAAAGGGGCAAUUGAGAGCUAUCCUUUACAAACAUACUCGUCUGCGCUGUUAUUCAGUCCGACAGGGAGCAUAAUCAGAAACAUCUUCCGUUACGAGGAGCCAAAGGGAGUGACCAUUGAGCCAGUAAUAAGUACUGUGUGGAGUGCGUGCCUGCAGACGCUCGAGGGUCAUAGCGAUAUUGUCACCUCUAUAGCCUUUUCGCACGACUCUAAGCUAGCAUCAGCGUCGAGCGACAAAACCGUCAGAAUCUGGGACGUGAGCACCGGCGCGUGUCUGCAGACUUUUGCAGGCCACAUCGAUAUUGUCAAUUCUAUAACUUUUUCGCACGACUCAACCAAACUAGUAUCAGCAUCAUCCGACAUCACUGUAAAGGUCUGGGACAUAAGCAGCGGUACAUUUUCAGAGAUUUCCACAGGCCAUAGUAGGUGUAUCACCUCUAUAGCCCUCUCACACGACUCAAGUCAGCUAGUGUCGGGGUCAGAGGACUGCACUGUCAAGAUAUUAGACAUGAGCACUAGUGCAUGCCUACAUAGUUUUGCAGGCCAUAGUGGUGCUGUUAUGUGUGUAGCCUUCUCACACAACUCAACUAAGCUAGCUUCAGCAUCAGCCGACAAGACAAUUAAGCUUUGGGAUACAAGCAGCGGCAUGUGCCUACAGACGCUCACAGGCCAUGAUGCUUGUGUAAAAUCUAUAGUCUUCUCGCAUGACUCGAUGAAGCUAGCAUCGGCAUCGAACGAUAAGAACAUCAAGCUAUGGGAUGUAGGCAGCGGCAUGUGCCUACAGACGCUCAUAGGUCACAGCAAACACGUUAGGUCCGUGGCCUUCUCGCGUGACUCGACUAAGUUGGCGUCGGCAUCUUACGACCUCACUGUCAGGCUGUGGGAUGCGAACAGUGGUGUCUGUCUGCAGACGUUUAAAGGUCAUAGGUUCUAUGUUACGUCAGUAGUCUUUUCGCAUGAUACGAGUCAGCUGGCGUCAGCAUCAAACGACAAGACUAUCAAGCUAUGGGACGUUAGUAGCAGCACAUGUAUACAGACGUUUACGGGCCACAGCCGCUCUAUCAGCUCUAUAUCCUUCGUACACGACGCGACUAGGCUAGUAUCAGCAUCGCGAGAUAACACUGUUAAGCUCUGGGAUGCGAGCUCCGGGGUGUGUCUGCAGACGUUUGAAGGGCACAACGGUUGUGUUACCUCUAUCGCCUUCUCACACAACUUAGCAGAGCUAGCGUCAGCGUCGGAUGACGAUACUAUCAAGAUGUGGGACGUAAACAGUGGUACGUGCCUACAGACACUCACGGGUCAUAGUAGUAGUGUCAGAUCUGUAGCCUUCCCACACGAUUCGACUAAACUAGUAGCAUCAGCGUCAAGCGAUAAGACUGCUAAGCUGUGGGAUACGAUCACUGGCGCUUGCUUACAGACGUUUACCGGCCACAAACGUCAUGUCAAUUUUGUGGGUUUCUUAAACGACUCAACGAAGCUGGGGUCGGUGUCACACGACAUGACCUUCAAGCUCUGGGAUGUGAGAAGCGGCGCGUGUCUGCAAACGCUCCACGCCGGUGCGCUCAGUUAUGAACUAGCCUACAACGCCACCAACUCAUAUCUCUAUACCAAGACCGGUCCUAUUGUCCUUCAUGGCGCGAUUAGUUCUAGGUUCCCAGCUACGACGGAACCUGGGCGCUCCUUAUCUCUACGCACAAGCGUUAGCUCAGAUAACAUAUGGAUUCAGCAUGAUGGCAAGAAUAUCCUGUGGAUACCAUCAGAGUAUCGACCGUCAAGUUCUGCGAAUUGCGGGACCAGGGUUGGCAUGGGCACUGGGCCUGGCAGGAUAUGGUUCUGUAGUGUUGACUUUUGACACACUAGCACUCUCUGAUUCGAGACAACGAAAAAAGGAUUCACCUCUUCGUUCAUGUUUUCGCUUUGCUACUACGUGUCUACUUCAGCCGUUUUAGCUCGCUGCGUUAGGCAUUGGGUAUUCGCAAGGUUAUGGUUGUUUUCGUAUCGUGCCAACUACAAAAAUGGGGAUUAAAAUUCAAGCUUUCCUUGAUGGUUUCUUGCUUAACACAGCAGAGCAUCUUCAGACAAUACGGUUAGCGUUGGCAUUAGUGGACACAUUGCAGCAGACGGUCUAAAAGACUGGUGGCAUGGGCCACAGCUGUUCUCAGAGUUUGUUAUGUGCAAGAUAUAGCGCCAAGGCUGUUACAAUACAUCAUGGGAUCAUCUGAGUACGUUAAUACAUACAUACUACAUGCUGCUGCACGCCCAGCCAGGCUACUAGUAGUGUAC